AUGGGGAAACUCAAACAUUUUUCUAUUAAGGAGGUGUAUAAAGAUUUAUCUAACUCUAAUUAUGAUCACCAUUUUCAUGCUUGGCAUAAGGUGUGGCACAAGGCGAUACCUUCGAAAAUUUCAUGUUUUGGUUGGAGAUUAUCUUAUAAUAGUUUAGCUACUAAGAAUAAUCUUUAUAGAAGGAAUGUCAUUGGUCAAGGAUCCAGUCGGUGUAUCGGGGACUGUGUCGCUAUUGAAUCUAUACCUCAAUUAUUUUUCGAGUGCCCUUAUUUUUCAGGUAUAUGGCAAUCAGUUUGCAAGUGGUUACAUAUUUCCACUGCUUUGCACAGAGAAAGUAUGGAGCAUUUUGUUCAAUUUGAAGGUCUGUUUGGAGAUGAUAAGGAAAACUCACCGAAAGCCCAAGUGAUUUUGUUUGCAUGUGUAUGGAGCAUUUGGAAAGCUAGGAACGCAAAAAUCUUUUGUAACAAAGAAGUGGAAUCAGAGAAGAUAAUUGAAGACACGACCGAGUAUUCUUGGAAGUGGUUGUCAUCAGUCAACGCGGAUGUGAAAUUCAACUAUGAUCAAUGGAGGACAAAUCCUAGGCCAUGUCUCGGCCUAUGA
Molecule: messenger RNA, 600 nt
Organism: Vicia villosa (hairy vetch)
Lineage: Eukaryota; Viridiplantae; Streptophyta; Magnoliopsida; Fabales; Fabaceae
Exons: 1
Coding region: 1-600 (199 amino acids)
Source: RefSeq, a predicted model, not a curated record